Molecule: messenger RNA, 336 nt
Organism: Caenorhabditis remanei
Lineage: Eukaryota; Metazoa; Nematoda; Chromadorea; Rhabditida; Rhabditidae
Exons: 3
Coding region: 1-336 (111 amino acids)
Biological process (GO): autophagosome assembly
Cellular component (GO): cytoplasm
Source: RefSeq, a predicted model, not a curated record
AUGUCCACCACAAACGAAGUCCAAUCCCAAGACGCCCCAAAGCUUAAACCUCCAAAAAUCCGAGUCCGAAUUGAUAAGAUCGACGAUGAAAGUGGUGAAGUCAAAAAGAAAAACUAUGAUAUCAAGUUGUCAGAUACAGUUGCACACUUCACGGCGACGAUGAGAAAAGUGUUGAGAAUUCCGGCAAGCGACUCGCUCUUUUUCUACAUCCACGAAACAUUCUCUCCAUCUCUUGACACCACUUUUGAGAUUCUGGCACGACAUUAUGCGGAAAAGGAUGAGAAGGGAAAGGAGGUACUGCAUCUGAAGUUCAGCACCACACCAGUUUAUGGAUGA